AUGGCUCAUGCAAAUGGCAACGGCUUUAUGCGUGGCAUGUCCGAGAGCGACUGGCGGCGGCUGCAUAGCCGCGUUAUCCCCAAUCGUGUUCCGCUGCUGGAGUUUAAGAGCAUCAUUUCGGACGGUACCGUGCACGACCACUAUCUUGCGAAAGAUCUUCACAAGAUAAUGCAAGAGCUUCGUGAUCUACUGUACGAACACGGAGAGCUGCGUGAGGCCUCUGUGCUUCCCUUGACUGGGAGGAAACAGGAGCUGUCGCGCGCGGCGGCGACGGCAGUGCGGCUGAUAGACUCUGACCGCGAUGGCACUCCAGCUCUGCGUCGCUCCCCCGACAUCAGUUUGACUUCAACAAGGGCGCUAGGUGGCCACCAUGGCCCCACCUCCCCCACUUUCGGCAGUGCCAGUGACCUCCGACUCUCCGAUUGUAGGAGAGGCAGCACUGAGGAUGCACUCUCACCCCAGCUGCUUCAAACAACGGCGUCAGCUUUGCUCAUCAGUCCUCGGCGGUCGUCACGGGUGCUGCCACUCACAGACCACAUUCAAGAGGAGGGGCAACCUCAAAUCUCUGCUCUCUCUCUCAGCACGGCGCUGCAGCCUACGGUUUCACUUCCUUUGUCGCCAAUAGCUUCCUCUACCACCUCUUCAUCCCCAGCGUGUACUCGAGAGGCGGACGUGUCUCGUGGCGGCAGUACUUAUCUUGCACACACAAGCGCCGGCACAGUGUCAUUGGGGUCGUCAACGCGCUUAUCGACGUCGUGGACGACCAAGGCGCGCACUGCCUCCACAGUUGCUCACAAUGCCGCGACCCCGCACGCCUCAGUGGGGGCGCCAUCUACUUCUUCAGUGGCCACAACAGUACCGCCGUCUCUGUUGACUGUGCCGCUUUCGACGUCCUCAUCGAACGAGAUCGCGCAGUUGAACGAGUCGGCGCCGCCGUUCUUUCGAAUCCUGAGCGUACCGCGCAGAUUUCAGCUCCGCUUUGGCUCGUCGACGGUGCGGUUCGGUAUUCCGGUUCAGUAUGUCGACGCCGUCAAUAGCCGUCAGCUCCGCAUCUACAUGAUUCCGCUGCGGCAUCCCAACACACCAGCGCGGUGGCCGACAGCGAAGGAGAUCGUGGUGUAUGUGAACAAGCAGUGUGUCAUGACGCCGUGGAAGCGAUCAUGGCCGGACCGUGAGCGGGAGGUUGCCGAGACGUACCUGCCAUUGGACAUCACUUACCUGCUCAGUCGCAACACUGAUAUCCAGCAUGUGCAGGUGGACAUUCACAACAAGGAGUACCAGACGCCGGCUAUUCUGGCAGUGGUGCAGCUACGCUCGUUGGAGGAAGUGACGGAGUCUGUGCUGUCCUCACGGCUGGGGUGCCGGACUGCUGUACAGGCAAGGCAAGUGCUGCUGAGCAGCCUGUCUAGCGCCGAUGCGCUCACAUCAACAUCGUCUGCAGGUCUACUGCUGUCAAACAAUGCGGCGAUUUAUCGCACCUACGCGGCGAUAAUGGCAGACGACGAGGAUGACGACGGCCUCGAGAUGGACGAUCCCGUCAUCACCACAAAGUGCCCCAUUUCCCAGCUGCCUCUCUUCGUCCCAGUGCGUGGCAGCCGGUGCACCCAUCUUCAGUGUGUCGAUCUCGAUUCGUUUCUUGUGAGCAGCAACAAAGCCUCCUACUGGAACUGUGCGCUGUGUGACGCUGAAAUGCGACCGUGUGAUGUGUGCGUGGAUACCAUUCUGUGGGGCUACUUGUGCACCUUUGCGUCGGCGGACGCCUACCCGCUGUACCUGCGCUUGUCUGCACGUACUGCGCCAAAAGAGGGGGAGGCGAGGUACCACUGGCAUCCCUCAACCCGCACCGGCGAGAGCGCUGACGUCAUCUUGGAUGAUAGCGAGAGCGACAGCGAGAACGGGCGAAGAAGGGAUCCACCGUUGGCCUCAGGACCUCCAGCGGCCUCUGUAGGCGCAAGCUCCAUAGAGGCCGCUGCGCCGUGUAGCGAAGCGACUUCGGUGUCGGCCUCUAACAGGGCACAGCUCCCGAUGCCCUCAACCGCUUCUCAUAGAGAUAAGACUUGGGCAGAGGG
This is a messenger RNA of Leishmania braziliensis MHOM/BR/75/M2904, 2069 nucleotides long. The record is from the annotation of a RefSeq genome assembly. Lineage: Eukaryota; Euglenozoa; Kinetoplastea; Trypanosomatida; Trypanosomatidae.